This is a messenger RNA of Scaptodrosophila lebanonensis, 780 nucleotides long. RefSeq names its product scoloptoxin SSD976. The record is from RefSeq and is a predicted model, not a curated record. Lineage: Eukaryota; Metazoa; Arthropoda; Insecta; Diptera; Drosophilidae. The transcript has 3 exons. The coding region runs from base 1 to 780 and encodes 259 amino acids.
AUGUCACUGCCCACAAUAACACUGCUAACCCUUCUUUCUACCACGGUCCUAAGCAAGGAGCUGUCCUGGUGUGAUCCAGAACUAUGUUCUGACGGACGCGCCCAUGUGGCCUGCAAUAACAACGGCGAGUUCCAUGAGAACUGCUCGCCCGACGCCGCCAUGAUCAAUCUGCGACCCUACCGCAAGUUUAUACUUCACGAGCACAACAAGCGUCGCAACUUUAUUGCCUCUGGAGAGCUGAUGGGAUAUUAUCCAGCCGCACGCAUGGCAACGAUGAAGUGGGAUGAGGAGCUGGAGUACUUGGCGACCAUGAAUUUGAAGACCUGCUAUUUGGAGCACGACGAUUGCAAUAACUCGUACCGCUUUCGCAAUGUAGGUCAGAACUUGUCGGGCGUCGAUCGGUAUCGCAAUUGGCAGCUAAAUGUGACCAACAUUGUGGAGCAGUCAAUGGGCUUGUGGUUCGGCGAGUAUCCGCUCAUCGACAGCAGCUACAUAACCAAGUUCCGUGUGGCCAGCCAUCUAGACAAAUACGGCCAUUUUGCGGAGACGGUCGUCGAUCGGAAUACACAUGUCGGCUGCGCGAUGAUGCGUUUUACCAAUCCCGACUACCCCUUUCUCUACAUAUACAAUACGGCCUGCAACUACGCCAGCACAUAUGCCAUCGGUGUGCCCGUCUAUAGGUUGGGCGAACCAACAUCGGAAUGCAAAACGGGCGCCAAUCCCCUUUACCCAGCCCUUUGCUCCACAAACGAGCAAUAUAAUCCCAAUUACAAUGAUUAG